AUGAAUGAGCCUGUAUCCUCAAACUCUGCCUCACCCACGAAAACUCAAGAAGAGGAAGACCAUCUGGUCAGAAGCACGAAGAAGAUCAAGAGCAAAGAUCACUUGGAGACUAUGGACAUAACUGAGAGUUCAUGUAUCCCUCCUACGUCGGUACCAGUGCUAGGCCCUAAUGAGGUCUCGACUGAGGGCCAUAAGGUUAAAUCAUUCAAGGAAGCUUUGGCAGCACCACGGAAUGCUGACUUCUAUUUUGAUGACUCCAUGGAUUCAAUAAGGAGAAAGAAGAUGAUGAAUCGUUCAUGUAUCGUUCAUGUAUCCCUCUCUCUGCUGAUGAGGAAGAAGAUGAAGAAGAUGCAACCAUCCACGAAGAAAGCUUGCAUCCGACCCAACAAGGCAUUCCGCAAGUACACCUACCGAAGAAAUUACUGGAACAGAUUCGGCCUACAAGAGGAAUUUAAUGUUAUAGAUCUGGGCAAUAACCAUUUUCUGUUUAAAUUCUCCUCUUUGGAGGAUUGUGCACAUGUCUAUUCUGGAGGACAGUGGGUCAUUAUGGAUCAUUAUCUCACUGUGAGGAAAUCGGAGCCUGACUUUAAGGCAUCAGAAGCCUUUGAAACCACCACUGCAGUAUGGGUGCGGUUUUCGGAGCUUCCGAUUGAAUAUUUUCAAGAGAAAGUCUUAUAUACCAUUGCUAGACAGAUUGGUACGCCCCUGAAAAUCAAUCUCACCACAGCCAUGGCUAUUAGAGGCCGGUUUGCAAGGGUGUGUGUUGAAGUUGAUCUCCGAAAGCCACUCUGUCCUAGAUUCCUCUUGGGCAAAAAAAACUAUAUCAUUGAAUACGAGUCCAUACAUUCAUUUUGCUUCUACUGUGGAAGGGUAGAUCACCGCAAGGAGCUAUGCAAGUACCAGGUAGUGCACCCCAAGUCUCAAACUGUCCACCGGAAUAAUCCUCUGCCGGAAAGAUUGCAACUAACCAUUGAGGGCAACCUAGUUCAAACGCCAACGGCUAGCCCCAAUGCCAACGGUCAUCUGCAACAACUAGCAGUAGAAGGAGAUGACACAUAUGGGCCCUGGAUGAUGGUAACUAAGCGAACUCAUAAGCUUGUGAUCAAUAAGAAAACCCAGUCCACUAGACCAAGCCCAACUCAUAAUAAGUUCUCAGAAUUGAGCAAAGGGACCCAACAAGAAGAGGAAAUGGGUAGGGGCAAGAAAACAACUAGAUUGGGCCUUGAAAAAGAGGCAUCUAGCCCAUAUCAGAAAACCCAAUCUGGACCAUCUGUCUCACAAACUGUGACUCUGGCCAAGGCAUCCAAUAGUAACCAGUCUAGCCACUCUAUGCCUGACAACCCCAGUAUGUUGGAAACUGAUUCUACAUCCCUAGAAAUCCCGAUGGCUGAUCUACCAUCUGAAACACCUUUAAUACUUACACCCAAUCUACCUACUUCUGAACCUUUACCAUUAGGGAGUGAUGGAUCCACAACCACAAAGCACAGGAAACCCCCUGAUCCGGGAAUCAAAUAUGGCGAUGGAGGAGGGCACAGGUCUGGAGGUGCUUACCCACCGGAUGGAGAAUCAUCCAUUUAUUAUGUCGUUAGAGUAAGGGAAAGAAGCAACUUACCUCGUCACUAUGGUAUGGUGGAUAGAGCAGAUACGGAUGCGAAUAGAACCAAGCUGGAGCAGCAGAGCCGAGUCUCCAAUCCACUCUGUGCAGAUGGCCUCCACGAGAUCAAGGGAUCAAGAUCAUAG
Messenger RNA from Camellia sinensis, 1740 nucleotides. The record is from RefSeq and is a predicted model, not a curated record. NCBI's taxonomy places the organism in Eukaryota, Viridiplantae, Streptophyta, Magnoliopsida, Ericales, Theaceae.